AUGGCGACCCUUACUACGACUUUGACUGAGUCGAUUGCGACCGUCACUUCGACGAUUGCAACUACCGUCAUCAAAGCUAGUAGUUCUGCCAGCCCUACUUCAACAAAUCGCGCCACUCCUCAAGGUGGGAUUUUGGAGGGAGGCAAUCCUACAGUUUACAGUCCCUCAAAUCCCAUUGUUCUAUUCAUCAUCCAGGCUGGCAUCAUCAUCAUUUUUUGUCGUAUUCUUCAUUACCCGUUGUCCAAACUUCGACAACCUCGAGUUAUCGCAGAAGUAAUAGGUGGAAUCAUUUUAGGCCCUUCAGUCAUGAUGCGCAUUCCUGGUUUUCAAGAAACUAUUUUUCCUGUCGCCUCUAUGCCAGUUUUGAAUAUGGCCGCCAAUCUCGGAUUGAUACUCUUCCUUUUCCUUGUUGGUUUGGAAGUUAAUAUGCGCCUUUUUCUCGGUAACUGGAGAGUAGCCCUGAGUGUAGGAUUGGCCGGAAUGAUUUUGCCAUUUGGCUUGGGUUGCGCCGUUGCUUGGGGUCUUUAUAAUGAAUUCCGUCAUGACGCGGGGACUGUACCUAUAUCAUUCCCUGUCUACAUGCUAUUCGUUGGGACAGCGCUUGCUAUUACUGCUUUUCCUGUUCUCUGCAGAAUUCUUACAGAAUUGAAACUUCUCGCUACACCUGUUGGAGUUACAGUUCUCGCUGCUGGGGUCGGAAACGAUGUGACAGGCUGGAUCCUUUUAGCCCUUUGCGUUGCACUGGUCAAUAACGGAUCGGGACUAGCAGCACUAUGGGUGUUGCUUGUUUGUGUUGGAUGGUGUCUUUUCUUGGUAUUUGCUGUUCGUCCAGUUUUUAGAUAUAUUCUUCGACGUAACGGAAGUCUCGAAAACGGCCCCUCUCAGGGAAUGGUUGCUCUCACAAUAUUGCUUGUUUUGACAUCCUCUUGGUUUACUGCUGUCAUUGGAGUUCACGCUAUCUUCGGAGCUUUUCUCGCUGGACUCAUAUGUCCUCAUGAAGGUGGUUUUGCCAUUCAUAUCACGGAAAAGAUUGAAGAUCUUGUCGCAGUAUUACUUCUCCCACUUUAUUUCGCAUUGUCUGGUUUGAGCACCAAUCUCGGCCUACUCAACGAUGGUAUUACAUGGGGUUAUGUCAUUGCGAUUAUUGUAGUCGCAUUUUCUGGCAAAAUCAUUGGGGGCACGCUUGCUGCUAGGGCUUGUAGGCUUGUUUGGCGCGAAAGUCUCAGUAUUGGUGUUUUGAUGAGUUGUAAAGGUCUUGUAGAACUGAUUGUUCUUAACAUCGGUUUACAAGCAAAGAUUUUGUCCACGAGGACUUUCACCAUAUUUGUCGUGAUGGCACUUGUCACAACCGUUGCCACAACGCCAUUGACAACCGCAUUAUAUCCUCCUUGGUAUCAGAAGAAACUUGAUGCCUGGAAAAAAGGAGAGAUAGACUGGGAUGGAAAUAGACUUCAUCCCGAGGGUGAGGAAUAUACCCCUGACCGCUCAUUGGAAAAGUUGGAAUCUACUCAAAUUCGACGACUCCUCGUCUAUCUCAGACUUGAUAGUCUUCCUAGCUUGUUCACCUUCAUCGCACUUUUAGGUGGGGAUAAUACUAGUACGAUUACCAAAGUCCAUAGGUCGAAAGCCGAGUUAGAAACAGUGGAUGAGAAUGGACCGCCUUCGUCAUCGAAUGAUUCCAAGAAACAACCACUUGAGGUUCAUGGUGUCCGCAUGCUAGAGCUUACUGAUCGUACAUCUUCAGUCAUGGCCGAAGUGGAUGAAUACACCUAUCGUGAUCCCGUCGUCAACGCUUUCCGUACCUUUGCUCAAUUGAAUAACGUCGCUGUCUCAGGGGGAGUUUCCGUUGUUCCCGAAUCGGAUUACGCUGAAGCUUUGACCACACAAGCAUCAGAUCACUUUUCCGACCUAGUUCUCAUCCCUUGGACUGAACCUAGUAUUCUACCGGUUAAUGAAGCCCAUCAUGAUUCAUUCUCUAGCGGACUUCAGGAUAUUUUUAUCCAAAAGACGCUGGAGAUAGCGACUUGCAACAUUGCCAUUUUCAUCAAUCGCGGCUUUGGUGGACCGACUUUAAGAGAGCCCCGCAAUCUCUCGGCAAGUGCUAGUCGACUCAGUCUUCGCAGUAGUAGCCGUGCAGAAAGAAUUGCUCCCAUCGCGGAUCGUAGUCAUCAUGUUUACUUUCCAUUUUUUGGUGGUGCUGAUGACCGUGUCGCUCUCCGUUUUGUUCUCCAACUUGCGCAAAACAGUAAUAUCACAGCCACCAUUAUUCAUUUUAUCACUCCUAUUCAUAAUCCAAAGACUCCUGAAGUCAAGCAUAGCUCGCGCCCAGUUACUGCUUCCGGUUCUCAACAUGGUGGUAGUUCUGGCUCUGGGUUACGUAUUACCGAGCGCGUGGACACUGAGGAUCUUUACAAUGCUGCUGCCUCUGAUACCUCCCUUUUACACACAUUACGAGACUCCUUACCUCAAGCACUGGUUAACAGAGUUGUCUUCGUUGAUGUCAAGACUACAACACCAUUAACCGAUUGUCUACAUCACGCAAAGGUGGAGAUGGGUCAAAGUCCUAGAAAUGCAGGAGACUUGAUCGUUACAGGUAGAGGUAAAACUUCCAUGAUCAAAGCGUUGAUUCAGGAAGAAAGUGCCAGUGGAGAGAGCGGAAAGGAAAUGAGGAAAACCAUAGGAGUUGUGGCGGAAUCAUUGAUUAAUAGUGGAGUUAAAGGGAGUGUUUUGGUUGUUCAAGCUGGAGGUUCUGGUUUGGAAAGUUGA
Messenger RNA from Sclerotinia sclerotiorum 1980 UF-70, 2766 nucleotides. RefSeq lists its product as hypothetical. Gene Ontology annotation, molecular function: antiporter activity. The record is from RefSeq and is a predicted model, not a curated record. Bases 1 to 2766 code for a protein of 921 amino acids. Gene Ontology annotation, cellular component: membrane. Gene Ontology annotation, biological process: proton transmembrane transport. NCBI's taxonomy places the organism in Eukaryota, Fungi, Ascomycota, Leotiomycetes, Helotiales, Sclerotiniaceae. The transcript is spliced from 5 exons.